GUUUUUUUGCCGUACGUCACUUCCUCCCUCCUCUCUCGCUUCCAUCUUGCUCCCCGCAUGUGUCUGCUGUUAGUUUACAGGUCAGUGAGGAGCUUUAAAUAACUUCUUCCCUGCACUGUUUCUCCCCGAAACGACGGCAAGAGAUGAAAGAAUCAAUUAUGAAUCAAGAAAAACUUGCUAAACUACAGGCACAAGUCCGCAUCGGCGGAAAAGGGAGUGCCCGCAGAAAGAAGAAGGUUGUACACAGAACAGCAACCGCAGAUGACAAGAAGCUCCAGUUCUCCUUAAAGAAACUCGGCGUUAACAAUAUCUCUGGGAUUGAGGAGGUUAACAUGUUUACAAAUCAAGGGACAGUCAUCCACUUCAACAAUCCCAAAGUGCAGGCAUCCCUCGCAGCUAACACCUUCACCAUCACUGGCCACGCUGAGACCAAGCAGCUGACCGAGAUGCUGCCGGGCAUCCUGAACCAGCUGGGAGCCGACAGCCUGACCAGCCUCAGGAGACUUGCUGAGGCCCUGCCCAAACAGGCUGCAGAUGGAAAGGCGCCGAUUGCAACAGUAGAAGAAGAAGAUGAAGAUGAUGACGUUCCAGACCUGGUGGAGAAUUUUGAUGAAGCGUCUAAGGAUGAGGCUAACUAGAGGAAAUGGGACUCCCUGAAGUGUCAAAACUUGACAGGACCAUGUGAGGCAUGAGAUGUUGUUCUAUUUGGAGAGGUGGAAAGUUGAUUGUUAAAAUACCUGAGAGAAGAUGGAUAAUCUGUCAACUUUCGGCUGUGAGCAUUCUGUCAAAUGUGCAACACCUGGGGGGGAAAAAAGUACUUGCCUACUCUUAAGGGAAUUAUUUUUGAGUACCCUUUAUAGAAUAGUACUCUUAAUUAUUAAAAAACAGGAGUAGCAGUAUUUAAGCCGAAUGUAUUUUAGUACUCAUUCCACUUCUUUUCCACCCGACUCCCCAAACCAUUGUUGUGCUGUGUAUGUCCAGUAAGAGUGAGAUAUUGUGUGUAAAACUUGGCGUACAAGUCUCCCGCUGUGCAUCUUUUUCCUCCAUUUUACUGAACCUUAAUUCGUUGUGGCCUCACUCCAACCACCAUAUCUGGAAUCAAAUAAACCUUUGCUACUGUCAA
This is a messenger RNA of Etheostoma spectabile (orangethroat darter), 1123 nucleotides long. RefSeq names its product basic transcription factor 3 (gene btf3). NCBI's taxonomy places the organism in Eukaryota, Metazoa, Chordata, Actinopteri, Perciformes, Percidae. Bases 144 to 638 code for a protein of 164 amino acids. The record is from RefSeq and is a predicted model, not a curated record. The transcript has 6 exons.